AUGUCAUCUACGACAACGAAGCGAAUUCAUAGUACAGUAAGCAGCUACAAUGAGAAGCGAGAUACAGGUGAUUCAUAUGAAAAUACGGUCAUCGGAUUAACCGCUGAUCAGUUGAAAAUAGCACAGGAAACAAAAUUCUGGAAAAUGUGGAGGAUGGCAAUCGUUGUACUGUUCUGGCUACUGUGGGCAGGGAUGGUGGCUGGUGCAGUGGUUAUCGUUGUUGUAAAGAAUGGAGAUGUGCCCGAAACUACAACUACGACCGCGACAAAAACAUCGGUUCACAACUAA
Molecule: messenger RNA, 288 nt
Organism: Haemonchus placei
Lineage: Eukaryota; Metazoa; Nematoda; Chromadorea; Rhabditida; Trichostrongylidae
Source: the annotation of a GenBank genome assembly